AUGUCGUUUUGCACUGUUUUUAAAUGGUUCUUUGCUGCUUACUUACUGUCUUCAUAUAAGUCACUUCCUGGAGCGUAUUUUGUUAGGUUUUAUUACUAUGUGACUCAAACCUUGUUCUUGCCUAUAUUUACAGGAUUUGAAACCGAAAAUAUCAAGAAACUUGAGAAAAACGAGUACGGUUGCUUCUCAUACAAUAAACUAGAUACCUACGCCUCUCCUUUCGAAUGUGAUUUUUACUUUCAUAAAAGUAACAGCACAUAUUUUGCAGAAUUGGAUAUUUCGAGAGGGAGCUUGAUGUGCAAGAUUUUCCAAAAAUUGAUGCUAAAUUCUAGGCAUUAUCCAUACGUUCCGGUCGCAAACGUUUUCACUAAUUUCUUGAAGGAGAUAAAGCCCUUCCAAAAGUACUCUAUCUCGUCAAACAUUAUUUGCUGGAAUGAAAAAUGGAUUUACGUCAUGAGCAGAUUCACCAUAAAAAACGGCACGGUCUUGUGCUCUUUAUCAUUGACUAAAUACGUCCUUAAAGACGGUAGAAAGACCAUUAAGCCAAAGGAUGCCCUUGAAUACUGUGGAAUAUAUAAUGAGAAGGUCGCCAAAAUUUCCGAGGACAACUUAAAGCUUCUAACCGAGCAUUGUGGUUUCCACGAAACUGUUCCAUUAGAAAACUUGAGUCAAGACUACUGUUCUAAAAUUUAG
This is a messenger RNA of Saccharomyces kudriavzevii IFO 1802, 693 nucleotides long. RefSeq lists its product as uncharacterized. The transcript has a single exon. Lineage: Eukaryota; Fungi; Ascomycota; Saccharomycetes; Saccharomycetales; Saccharomycetaceae. The coding region runs from base 1 to 693 and encodes 230 amino acids. The record is from RefSeq and is a predicted model, not a curated record.